Molecule: messenger RNA, 1734 nt
Organism: Somion occarium
Lineage: Eukaryota; Fungi; Basidiomycota; Agaricomycetes; Polyporales; Cerrenaceae
Source: the annotation of a GenBank genome assembly
GUCUCGCCCAGCUUUCCAGUAUACUGGAAGUACACCAUGAAUGUCAAUCCUAGACAAACAUGGGCACGUUGAACGUUGAUCCCUGAAGCUUGAGAGUCAAGACUAACUUCUCUGCGCACAUCGUGAUGGACAGCGCCUGCUGUGCUGAACUAUUAUUUCAGAAUGAUAUCGCAAGAAGCUCGAAUGUCCCCACUUCGAUCACCGACGCGAAAUUCGCUGACCAAGCUAAAUGCAAUGCGUUCUAACGUCUAAUGAACACAGCAUUCACGUCUAGCAUUACCAUGUACUGUGACACAAAGUCGCAAGUUUUCCACUACCUUCAGCUCAUUAGCAAUGACUUUGUCAGCCUACUAUGACUUGAGUGGCAUCAGACGCUAGCAUCUGUCAUAUAAACAUGUUCAAGUCUGCCUUCAUACUGUACCAAACAAACGAUACUCAAGUUUCUUUCCCUAAAUAAUGUCUAGCAUCCCAUCCAAACACCUGGCCAUUGGGUUCACAUCCCCCAACUCCGGCGUUGUCUCAUUUGAUCAACCUACACCCGAACCUAGUCAUGACGAAAUUCUCGUGCGCGUGCUCUACGCCUCUGUCUCCCAGUUCGAACUCUGGCAAGUCGACUUCGGACUGAUCGUGACCGACUACCCACAUGUCUUGGGUAUCAAUCUGCUUGGAGAGGUUGUGAAGGCGGGCGAAGACGUCGAUGUGAAAGUCGGCGAGAAAGUUCUAUCUUUUAGCUUUGCGCCUACAGCGGGGAAAGCCCUACAAGAGUAUGCUGUACUCAGCAAAUGGAAGGUCGGGAGGCUCCCCUCAAACGUUUCACCUCAGGAAGCCGUCUCUGUACCAGAUAACUUCGUGACAGCAUACUGGUCUCUGUUUGGGAACAUCAAGCUUCCAGUUCCUUCAGAACUUCCCUCGAACUUAUCUCCAGCUGAGGCCACCACGCCAAUCCUCGUCUGGGGCGCUGGAGGAAGCACCGGUCAAUAUGCUCUCCAGGUCCUGCGACUUGCGGGCUAUACCAACGUUAUCGCAGUUGCAUCUUCUCGUCAUCACGAGUUCCUCCGCUCUCUUGGCGCAGCUAUCACUCUCGACUACAAAUCCAAGGAUAUCAUCGAACAGGUUCUGAAGGCCGCUGGUGGGCCAGUCAAAUACGUCUUUGACACGAUCGCCGAUGAAGAGCAUAGUCUCUCGCACAUUGCCAAAUUUGUUGCGGAGGGAAGCCAGGUCGCCUACCUCAUCCCUGUUCGAGUCGGAGGCCAAGGAGCGGUACAAAGAGUGAAGCCUCAGACUGACACCUCAUUCCCCUCCGGUGUUGAACUACUCCCAGUUAGAACUGCUUAUUAUCAAUCGAACGAGAAGUUCAAGGACGAGCUUCAGCCAAAGAUUUUGCCCGAGCUUCUGGCUUCUGGCUUGAUCACGCCUAAUCGCAUCCGUGAGAUUCAAGGUGCCACGUUACUAGAUCGAGUAAAGGAAGCCUUGGAUAUUCUUAGAAAGGGCGAAGUUAGCGGUGAGAGGCUUGUCGUUCGCGUUUCUGCAUGAAGUAUUUGCAAUUUGGAUAGUAAUGUAAGAGGUAGUUCAUUGACCGAGGAUAGAUGAAGAGGCAUACCUCACAUCACUUUCCCUCAGGCUCCUGAGAUGCCGUCUCUUCGAUUACUACCGAGGUAUAUCAUGUUUCGGUUAUGAGUCUUUUGGUAAGGAUUGCUUUAUGAUGGGUAUAAAUAAUAAAUGUGAAACUUAUAC